Messenger RNA from Capsicum annuum, 4842 nucleotides. Its product is annotated as enhancer of mRNA-decapping protein 4. NCBI's taxonomy places the organism in Eukaryota, Viridiplantae, Streptophyta, Magnoliopsida, Solanales, Solanaceae. Gene Ontology annotation, cellular component: P-body. Gene Ontology annotation, molecular function: protein binding. Gene Ontology annotation, biological process: deadenylation-independent decapping of nuclear-transcribed mRNA. The record is from RefSeq and is a predicted model, not a curated record. The transcript has 12 exons. Bases 314 to 4501 code for a protein of 1395 amino acids.
UACGUUAUUGUCCGAGGACAAGUUCCUCUUUGAAUUCUGCUUAUGGCGGAAGGUUUAGUGCACUUAAAAAAAAGUUUUAAGUUUAAAAGUACACUAAUCAUCCUUCUCUGUGGCGGCUCAGCUCCCAAUACUGCAUCUAUUUCUCUUCAAUUCGGAUCUUAAAAAGAUCCAUAAUCCGAUCCAUCGUCCUCCUCCUCUUCCUUCUUCAAAUCCAAAUCCCUAAAUUCCCCUUUUCCCUUUUACUCUGCAAAACCUACACAUACACACUCUCUCUAUAUCUAUCUAUUCAUUUCCCCCUUUUCAACUUUCACUAAUGGCUUCUUCACCUGGCAAUAAUAAUCCAAAUCAACCCGCUACUGGCCCUUUCGAUAUUCACAAAUUCUUCAACCCUAAUCCCCAAAACCCUAAUUUCAUUUCUCCCCCUAACGCUUCUUAUCCACCCCCCACAGGAGUCGGUGCUACUACCGGAGUUGUCACCGGUGCCGGAGUUUACCCCUAUCAUCCCCAAUUCACACACCACUUACCUCAACAGCAUCAUCAACAGCAACAACAAAGAUCCAUGUCUUUCCCUACCCCACCACUUCAACCACCCACACCCCCACCUCACCAUUACCCGAACCCGAAUCCUAAUCCUAAUCCGAAUCCAGGUGCGAGGUUAAUGGCUUUGUUAAGUGCUCCCCCUUCGACUCUUGAAGUUCCUGUACCUGGUCAAUCGAGUAUGCCGAUGCCGAGUAUACUGCCUACUACUUCCGGGUCGGAGAUUUCGGAUUUUGGAGGUCCGGGACCGAUGAGAUUGCCGAGUAGUAAGUUACCGAAAGGGCGACAUUUGAGUGGUGAUCAUAUUGUUUAUGAUAUAGAUGUUAGGUUUCCUAGUGAAGUGCAGCCACAGCUGGAGGUUACGCCAAUUACUAAGUAUGGUUCGGAUCCUGGGCUUGUAUUAGGCAGGCAAAUCGCGGUUAAUAAGACAUAUAUAUGUUAUGGAUUGAAGUUGGGAGCUAUUCGGGUUCUGAAUAUUAAUACUGCAUUGAGAUCAUUGCUUAAAGGUCUUGCUCAGAGGGUCACAGACAUGGCUUUCUUUGCAGAGGAUGUUCAUCUCUUGGCUAGUGCGAGUGUUGAUGGCCGGGUUUAUAUAUGGAAAAUUACUGAAGGACCAGAUGAAGAAGAAAAGCCACAAAUUACAGGAAGGAUUGUCAUUGCUAUUCAAAUUGUGGGUGAAGGGGAAUCUGUUCACCCACGUGUUUGUUGGCAUUGUCAUAAACAAGAAAUUCUUGUGGUUGGAAUUGGGAAACGCAUUUUGAAAAUUGAUACCACGAAAGUGGGAAAAGGUGCAGUAUUUUCAGCUGAUGAACCUCUCAGGUGUCCUGUUGACAAGUUGGUUGAUGGUGUACAACUUAUUGGUACCCACGAUGGAGAAGUGACUGAUUUAUCAAUGUGCCAGUGGAUGACCACUCGUUUGGUUUCUGCUUCAGUGGAUGGCACGAUAAAGAUAUGGGAAGACCGGAAGCCACUUCCAAUCGCAGUUCUCAGGCCUCAUGAUGGUCAUCCUGUUAAUUCUGUUACCUUCUUGGCUGCCCCACACCGCCCAGAUCACAUCAUACUCAUCACUGGGGGUCCUCUUAAUCGGGAAAUAAAGUUAUGGGCAUCAGCAAGUGAAGAAGGCUGGUUGCUUCCUAGUGAUGCUGAGUCUUGGCGGUGUACGCAGACGUUGGAGCUGAAGAGUUCAGCUGAGGCUAAUGUCGAAGAGGCUUUUUUUAACCAAGUUAUAGCCUUGUCUCAAGCAGGUCUGCUCCUACUUGCUAAUGCAAAAAAGAAUGCUAUAUAUGCUGUGCAUCUGGAGUACGGCCCGAACCCGGAGGCUACCCGGAUGGAUUACAUAGCCGGAUUUACAGUGACCAUGCCAAUUUUGAGUUUCACUGGGACGAGUGACCUAUUGCCCCAUGGCGAACAGAUUGUGCAGGUGUAUUGUGUACAGACGCAGGCCAUUCAGCAAUAUGCGUUGGACUUGUCCCAGUGCUUACCACCUCCAACAGAGAGUGUGGUUUUCGAAAGGACAGAAUCCGGUGUUUCGCGUGAUGCUGCUAGUAUUGAAGGACUUGCUCCUGUUGAUCCCCCUGGAAGUAAACAGGAGGUGUUUCCUUUAUCUAGUUCUGCACCUAAACAGGAGGUGUUUCCUUUAUCUAGUUCUGCACCUAAAUCAUCAGUACAUGAAAUUGGCUCGGAAAUUUCACCAACAGCUAGAUAUCCUACAAGUACUGUACCUACUGAAUCGGCCCCCUCUCAAGAAUUCGCUUCCUCCAUUGUAGAAACUAAAUCGUCUACUUUGCCCUGUGUAACUAGUGACAGUGAUAUUGCCCCCAGUGCAUCCCCCCCCCCUCCUUUGAGUCCUAAGUUGUCUCGAAACCCAUCUGGUUUUAAAGGUCCGUCAAACAGCUUUGGGGCUAACGCCUCUGAUAAUGACCAGGUUGGAAAUCUAAAAGUUGGUGAAUAUCCAGUUGAUUCGCCGAAGGAUGGCACGCUCCCAAACUUGUCCUCUGUUGCUUCCUUGGAUGAUGAACCCAAAAUGUCAAGGGAUGAUGUUCCCUCUGGUAUCAGUCAUCCUGUUAAGUUCAAGCACCCAACUCAUUUGGUGACUCCUUCAGAAAUAUUGAUGGCUAGAUCAUCCUCUGAGGUUAGCAUUGUUAAUGAGCAGAAAAAUGAGUCUGAAGUGAAUAUCCAGGAUUCUGUAAAUAAGAAUGACACCCGCAAUGUAGAGAUGGAGGUUAAAGCUGGCGGUGAAGCGAAAUUCAGUGAGAAAACUGAUAUUGGCACUCAAGAACUUCAUUCUUUCGUGUCAGAAAAUAAGGAGAAAGCCUUUUGCUCUCAAGCUUCUGAUCUUGGAUUCGAAAUGGCUCGAGAAUGUCGUGCCUUAUCUCCUGAGAACUAUGCUGUAGAGGAAUCUAGGCAGUUUGAUGGGGUUAAUGGAAGUGAGGGACCAUCUCAACCUUCAACUACACCAGAAGAAAAUCAUGACUCUUCAAAGGAGAUCUCGGAAAAGGAUUUAGACUCAACAAUGUCUGCCUCUGCUCAUCAGUCACCAGCUCCCAGUGCGAAAGGGAAAAAGCAAAAGGGGAAGAAUUCUCAAGUAUCUGGCCCAUCUUCAUCAUCUAGUGCUUUUAAUUCAACAGAUUCUCCAAAUGAGGCUGUUGUCAGCUCAAGUACCCCUUCUAUGGAAACUGCUUUUUCACAAAUUUUGUCCGUGCGUGAGAUGCUAAAUCAGGUUCUGACUCUGCAAAAAGAAACACAAAAGCAGAUGGAAACGAUGGUUGCUGUUCCCGUGGCCAAAGAAGGAAGAAGACUUGAAGCUGCCUUGGGACGGAGCAUGGAAAAAUUUGUGAAGGCCAAUUCUGAUGCUUUAUGGGCUCGUUUACAAGAAGAGAGUGCAAAACAGGAGAAGUCUCUUCGUGAUCGUACACAACAAAUAACCAAUUUGAUCUCUAACUGCUUAAACAAGGACAUGCCAGGGCUGAUGGAAAAAUUAAUGAAGAAAGAACUAGCAGCUGUUGGACAAGCUGUGGCACGCAGUAUUGCCCCAACUAUUGAGAAAACUAUAUCAGCUGCAAUUUCUGAGGCAUUCCAGAAAGGAGUUGGUGACAAGUCAGUGAGCCAACUAGAGAAAGCAGUAAACUCCAAACUCGAAGCUACUGUAGCUAGACAAAUCCAAGCACAAUUCCAAACCUCUGGCAAGCAAGCUCUUCAGGAAACACUGAAGUCUACUUUGGAAGUCUCAGUGAUCCCGGCCUUUGAGAUGUCAUGCAAGGCAAUGUUUGAGCAAGUAGAUUUAACAUUUCAGAAAGGCUUUUCUGACCACUUGGUUGCUGCACAACAACAAUUUGAGUCCAUGCAUUCACCAUUGGCACUUACUCUAAGAGAUGCCAUCAAUUCAGCAUCGGCAAUGACCCAGACAUUGAGCGGAGAGCUUGCUGAUAGUCAGAGACAGUUGCUUGCUCUUGCAGUUUCUGGAGCAAAUUCCCAAUCAGCAAAUCCACUGGUUAGCCACAUGAAUAAUGGAUCAUUGCUGCAGGACAAGAUUGAGACACCUCCAGAUCCAACCAAAGAGUUGUCUAGACUAUUAGGGGAGCACAAGUAUGAGGAAGCAUUCACUGCAGCAUUACAAAGGAGUGAUGUGUCAAUUGUCUCAUGGUUAUGCUCUCAGGUUGAUUUGCCUGGGAUUUUAUCCUCGAAUCCUCUCCCAUUGAGUCAAGGAGUGCUCCUUUCACUUCUUCAGCAGUUGUCGUGUGAUAUUGGCACAGAGACAGGCCAAAAGCUCUCCUGGAUGGGAGAUUUGCUACCUGCCAUAAAUCCAACUGACCCAAUGAUUGCGAUGCAUGUUCGGCCUAUCUUUGAGCAAGUAUAUCAGAUAUUACAUCAUCGCAGAAAUGUCCCUAACGCGCCACCUGCUGAAGUUUCAAACAUUCGGCUGAUUUUGCAUGUUAUCAAUUCGAUGCUGAUGAUCGGUAAAUGAUGAUAUCAAGAACAAUGAUCAUGUUUGUUGAAUAUAGAAAAAGCCUGUACAAAUCCUAGGGAUUCUCACGGAAAGGCUAAGUCGUCGUACUGGAGAUUUGAAGUGUAGAGUGUACACCAACCUCCUAUUAUCUCUUUUUUGUUCUACAUUUUCUGGGUAAAUUCUGUAAUCAUUUUGCCUGAAUUGUUAAGUUGUAGAGACUUAUCCCCCCCCCCAAAAAAAAAGAAUUUUCGAGUUGUAGAGUUGGUUCUUUUGAGUGAGUUUUAUACAAAAUUUUGUGCUUGUACAUUGUUACUAUCGAUACUUCAAUUUCAAGUGGAACUCAAUAUGUCGUUCUGAUA